Messenger RNA from Gekko japonicus, 2407 nucleotides. It is a transcript of the gene SSBP2, whose product is annotated as single-stranded DNA binding protein 2. Gene Ontology annotation, biological process: positive regulation of transcription by RNA polymerase II. The transcript has 17 exons. Lineage: Eukaryota; Metazoa; Chordata; Lepidosauria; Squamata; Gekkonidae. The coding region runs from base 41 to 1123 and encodes 360 amino acids. Gene Ontology annotation, molecular function: single-stranded DNA binding; protein binding. The record is from RefSeq and is a predicted model, not a curated record. Gene Ontology annotation, cellular component: nucleus.
UGGGUUGACAGGUGCGUGACAGUCGGAGCUCUCUGCAGGCAUGUACGGCAAAGGCAAGAGCAACAGCAGCGUCCCGUCCGACAGCCAGGCCAGGGAGAAGUUAGCACUGUAUGUAUAUGAAUAUCUGCUCCAUGUAGGAGCACAGAAAUCCGCUCAGACAUUCUUAUCAGAGAUAAGAUGGGAAAAGAACAUCACAUUGGGCGAACCCCCAGGAUUCUUACAUUCUUGGUGGUGUGUUUUUUGGGAUCUCUAUUGUGCAGCUCCGGAAAGACGUGAAACGUGUGAACACUCAAGUGAAGCUAAAGCCUUUCAUGACUAUAGUGCUGCAGCAGCUCCCAGUCCAGUGCUAGGAAACAUUCCCCCAGGAGAUGGCAUGCCAGUAGGUCCUGUACCACCGGGUUUUUUUCAGCCAUUCAUGUCUCCCCGGUACCCAGGAGGCCCCAGGCCACCUUUAAGGAUACCCAAUCAGGCACUUGCAGGUGUCCCAGGAAGUCAGCCAUUAUUGCCUAGUGGAAUGGAUCCAACACGGCAACAAGGACAUCCAAAUAUGGGCGGGCCAAUGCAAAGAAUGACUCCUCCUAGAGGAAUGGUUCCAUUAGGACCUCAGAACUAUGGAGGUGCAAUGAGACCCCCACUGAAUGCUUUAGGUGGCCCUGGAAUGCCUGGAAUGAACAUGGGUCCAGGAGGUGGUAGACCUUGGCCGAACCCCACAAAUGCUAAUUCUAUACCAUACUCUUCUGCAUCACCAGGGAAUUAUGUAGGCCCACCAGGAGGUGGAGGACCCCCAGGAACACCCAUCAUGCCUAGUCCAGCAGAUUCAACCAACUCGGGAGACAACAUGUACACUCUAAUGAACACAGUACCACCUGGACCCAACAGACCUAAUUUUCCAAUGGGACCAGGGUCUGAUGGGCCAAUGGGUGGACUGGGUGGAAUGGAUUCACAUCAUAUGAAUGGAUCACUAGGCUCGGGAGACAUGGACAGUAUCUCCAAAAACUCGCCCAGUAAUAUGAGCAUGAGCAAUCAGCCCGGGACCCCUCGUGAUGAUGGUGAAAUGGGUGGAAACUUCCUAAAUCCUUUUCAGAGUGAAAGCUAUUCCCCCAGCAUGACAAUGAGUGUGUGAUCCAUUACCAAGUCUCUUCGUGAAGGCUGCACUGAGUUGGCCCUCUCCAGAGAGCUACUAAAGAAGAAAAAUUACUCAUCCCUGUGUACAGUUUGACAGAAAAUAUCUCAGCCACAAUUGGACCCACCGUUUUUUUUCCUAGCCAUCUUUCCAGUUUUGUGAAGAAAGUGGGUCCUGAUCUGGUUUCAGCGACUAUAAAGUGGCAUAUCAGAGUUGCCCAAGACCGAACUGCAAACAGUUAUCUGUGUAUGUAUAUGUAGGGAUAGGUGUAUGUAUGUGUGUGUUAAAGAGACAUAGAUAUGCGCACAUACAUAUAUAGACCUGCAGGACGUUGUAAAAUAUUAUCACAUGACAUCUUAAAUAGAAGUAAGAAAUAGGGACUUUUAUUCCAUCUUUUUUCACGUUUACAUUUUAACUAUUAAAAGAACUGUUUCCCUCUCCCCAUCUGACCUGUUCUGUGCUGUGUAUAUCACUGCUUUUGUAAGUUAUUUUUUUAAGAUCUCAGAUAAGUUCUGUUUUUUUGUCAAUGUCCACCAUCAUGGAUAGGAAUAAAACUGCUUAUAAGAGGGCUCUCAUAAAGUUGUGUUUCAUACUGGUAGCUAUGUGCAUUGCAAACCACACUAUCUCAAGAAAAAAAAGCAUUUGUUUUAUUGAGUACGUAAAACUUGUCCCUUUGCCUUUUUUAAAAAUCCCAACAGCAUUGGAGAGGUUCUUAUGGUGGUCUUUUGGAACCCUGAUACUGUGAUCCUAAACAUACCAGCAUGGUGGUAAGCUCCAUUCACAUUGGACAUAUUUACUGCCAGCUUAAUAUGUUGAGGAUCGGACUGAAAAACCUUCAAUAUUUGUUUUCAAGGGAAGUCUGAGUUAAGUUUCAGCUUCUUGGUCUAUGCAGAUCAAAUACAGCAUUACUGUGUUGGACUCUGGCUUGAUUGCUGUAGCAUUCAGCAAUAAAAGUGGCAGGUUUUAUUUUUCUGUCUUUGCAGAAUAAAAAACUAUUUAGUAUGAUCUUCCAUAGGUGUAGCAAUUAAUAAAAUGUUACUUUAAUGGGGAGGCACACUUUUUUGUAACAAUGUGCCAGUGUUUCUCUCUGGCCUACUGCCAAUAACUUCCUGUGAUCUGUGGCUAGUUAAAGGACCAUCAGCUUCAUUGUACCAGGAGAAGGGAUGGAGAGUCCUCCCCUCCACAGCCCCACUCACUGGCCUCACUGAGCAACUUCUCCCUCUGCCCGUACCUCCCACUUCCCUGCAUUCUUUUCAUUCUUUUCAGAAUUCAUUACGUGUUACU